Molecule: messenger RNA, 6454 nt
Organism: Prorocentrum cordatum
Lineage: Eukaryota; Dinophyceae; Prorocentrales; Prorocentraceae
Source: the annotation of a GenBank genome assembly
AGCUAUUCUUACGACUUUGCCCUGGUAGAGUUGGUCGAGGCAACACCCUUGAAUGACUGCAUCGACGUGGCGUGCUUGCCAAGCGAGGACGUCGUUGACGGUGAGGAGUGCUUCAUCACGGGCUGGGGAACGCUCUCCUCUGGAGGGUCAUCCCCUGACGCGCUGCAGGAGGCGCAGGUGAACAUCGUGAGCAACUCGGACUGCGGCGCUGCCUACGGCAGCGGGAUGAUCACGGACGACAUGUUGUGCGCCCAGGGCGUCAACAGCGCAGGGCAAGUCACCGACGCCUGCCAAGGCGACAGCGGAGGGCCGCUCGUCUGCGCCUCUGGCGGUGGUGCCUACGUCCUUCACGGGGCCACGUCCUGGGGCUCCGGGUGUGCCCAGGCGCAGUACCCCGGAGUUUGGUCUCGGGUCAGCUACGUGCGGGAGUGGAUCGACGAGCUGAUGGGCACGCAGGCGCCGACGCCAGCGCCUCCGCCAACUCCGGCGCCCCCUCCGACGCCCGCGCCACCGCCGACGCCAGCUCCUCUGCACAUGUGGGGGGCCAUCACGGGACCGUGCACGCUGGACGGCACGUGCGUGGAGAGCCCCAACUACCCGCAGAACUACGGCACAGAUGAGGGGUGCACCCUAGAGAUCGACUUGGGGGCUGCAGCGCCGAUCGUGGUGGAGAGCUUCAACACGGAGUCCUACUUCGACACGCUCACGGUCAACGGGGUGUCUUACUCUGGCUCUGUCGGCCCCAGCGGGAUCACCCCGACGGCGGACAUUGUCUGGUCCUCCGACUUCAGUAUCGGGAGCAGCGGCUGGAGGCUGUGCCAGGGUGUGGCGCCCACGCCAGAGCCACCAACGCCGGCACCCCCUCCGACGCCAGCGCCACCUCCAACGCCCGCCCCGCCGCCGACUCCGGCGCCCCUGUGCGGGGCAAAGGGUCCCGACGACACCCCGUGGGAGGCGCGCAAAGAGCGCAUCGUGGGUGGACAGCCCGCCUCGCCGUGCGAGUGGCCUUGGCAGGUCUCCCUGAAUGCCGGGUAUCACUUCUGUGGAGGAACGCUCAUUGCCCCGACGUGGGUUCUGACAGCUGCCCACUGUGUGGGGGGUUCUUUCUCGAUCGUGCUGGGCAGCUACAGCAAGUCCACGACGGAUGCGACCGAGGUAGUACUGCAGGUGCAGCAAGUGCAUUCGCAUCCAUGGUAUAGCUCCUCGAGCUAUUCUUACGACUUUGCCCUGGUAGAGUUGGUCGAGGCAGCACCCUUGAAUGACUGCAUCGACGUGGCGUGCUUGCCAAGCGAGGACGUCGUUGACGGUGAGGAGUGCUUCAUCACGGGCUGGGGAACGCUCUCCUCUGGAGGGUCAUCCCCUGACGCGCUGCAGGAGGCGCAGGUGAACAUCGUGAGCAACUCGGACUGCGGGCUGCUACGGCAGCGGGAAUGAUCACGGAGACAUGUUGUGCGCCCAGGGCGUCAACAGCGCAGGGCAAGUCACCGACGCCUGCCAAGGCGACAGCGGAGGGCCGCUCGUCUGCGCCUCUGGCGGUGGUGCUUACGUCCUUCACGGGGCCACGUCCUGGGGCUCCGGGUGUGCCCAGGCGCAGUACCCCGGAGUUUGGUCUCGGGUCAGCUACGUGCGGGAGUGGAUCGACGAGCUGAUGGGCACGCAGGCGCCGACGCCAGCGCCUCCGCCAACGCCAGCGCCCCCUCCGACGCCCGCGCCCCCCCCCCCCCCCCCACACCCCCCCACCCACCGCCGACGCCAGCUCCUCUGCACAUGUGGGGGGCCAUCACAGGACCGUGCACGCUGGACGGCACGUGCGUGGAGAGCCCCAACUACCCGCAGAACUACGGCACAGAUGAGGGGUGCACCCUAGAGAUCGACUUGGGGGCUGCAGCGCCGAUCGUGGUGGAGAGCUUCAACACGGAGUCCUACUUCGACACGCUCACGGUCAACGGGGUGUCUUACUCUGGCUCUGUCGGCCCCAGCGGGAUCACCCCGACGGCGGACAUUGUCUGGUCCUCCGACUUCAGUAUCGGGAGCAGCGGCUGGAGGCUGUGCCAGGGUGUGGCGCCCACGCCAGAGCCACCAACGCCGGCACCCCCUCCGACGCCAGCGCCACCUCCAACGCCCGCCCCGCCGCCGACUCCGGCGCCCUUGUGCGGGGCAAAGGGUCCCGACGACACCCCGUGGGAGGCGCGCAAAGAGCGCAUCGUGGGUGGACAGCCCGCCUCGCCGUGCGAGUGGCCUUGGCAGGUCUCCCUGAAUGCUGGGUAUCACUUCUGUGGAGGAACGCUCAUCGCUGAAAAGUGGGUGCUCACAGCUGCCCACUGUGUUGGGGGGUCCUUCUCUGUCGUGGCGGGUCUUCACAGCCAGUCCACGACAGAUUCGGACCAGGUGGUGCUCCAGGUGCAGCGAGUGCAUUCGCAUCCAUGGUAUGACUCUUCGAGCUAUUCAUGGGAUUUUGCCCUGGUGGAGUUGGUCGAGGCUGCUCCCUUGAAUGACUGCAUCGGUCCAGCGUGCUUGCCAAAUGAGGCCAUUGCUGCUGGUGAGGAGUGCUUCAUCACUGGCUGGGGGCGCCUUUUCUCUGGAGGGUCCUCCCCUGACUUGUUGCAGGAGGCGCAGGUGAACACGCUCAGCAACUCAGAGUGUGGCGCCAUCUGGGGCACUGGGUACAUCACCGAUGACAUGCUGUGCGCGCAGGGCGUCAACAGCGCCGGAGAAUUCACCGGUGGAUGCAACGGAGACAGCGGAGGGCCGCUCGUCUGUGCUCCAGCCAGCAGCGGGAGCGGCGCGUACGUCCUCCACGGUGCCACGUCGUGGGGCUCCACCGAGUGUGGAGUCCAGGGGUACCCCACGGUCUACAGUCGGGUCAGCUACGUGCGCGAGUGGAUCGACGAGCUGAUGGGCACGCAGGCGCCGACGCCAGCGCCUCCGCCAACGCCAGCGCCCCCUCCGACGCCCGCGCCACCGCCGACGCCAGCUCCUCUGCACAUGUGGGGGGCCAUCACAGGACCGUGCACGCUGGACGGCACGUGCGUGGAGAGCCCCAACUACCCGCAGAACUACGGCACAGAUGAGGGAUGCACCCUAGAGAUCGACUUGGGGGCUGCAGCGCCGAUCGUGGUGGAGAGCUUCAACACGGAGUCCUACUUCGACACGCUCACGGUCAACGGGGUGUCUUACUCUGGGUCUGUCGGCCCCAGCGGGAUCACCCCGACGGCGGACGUUGUCUGGUCCUCCGACUUCAGUAUCGGGAGCAGCGGCUGGAGGUUGUGCCAGGGUGUGUCACCCACGCCAGCCCCACCGACGCCAGCGCCCCCUCCGACGCCAGCGCCCCCUCCAACGCCCGUCCCGCCGCCGACUCCGGCGCCCUUGUGCGGAGCGAAGGGUCCUGACGACACCCCGUGGGAAGCGCGCAAAGAGCGCAUCGUGGGGGGGCAGGCCGCCACGCCGUGCGAGUGGAAGUGGCAGGUCUCCCUCUCGUCCUCGUACCACUUCUGUGGCGGAACGCUCAUUGCCCCGACGUGGGUUCUGACAGCUGCCCACUGUGUGGGGGGUUCUUUCUCGAUCGUGCUGGGCAGCUACAGCAAGUCCACGACGGAUGCGACUGAGGUAGUACUGCAGGUGCAGCAAGUGCAUUCGCAUCCAUGGUAUAGCUCCUCGAGCUAUUCUUACGACUUUGCCAUGGUAGAGUUGGUCGAGGCAGCACCCUUGAAUGACUGCAUCGACGUGGCGUGCUUGCCAAGCGAGGACGUCGUUGACGGUGAGGAGUGCUUCAUCACGGGCUGGGGAACGCUCUCCUCUGGAGGGUCAUCCCCUGACGCGCUGCAGGAGGCGCAGGUGAACAUCGUGAGCAACUCGGACUGCGGCGCUGCCUACGGCAGCGGGAUGAUCACGGAUGACAUGUUGUGCGCCCAGGGCGUCAACAGCGCAGGGCAAGUCACCGACGCCUGCCAAGGCGACAGCGGAGGGCCGCUCGUCUGCGCCUCUGGCGGUGGUGCCUACGUUCUUCACGGGGCCACGUCCUGGGGCUCCGGGUGUGCCCAGGCGCAGUACCCCGGAGUCUGGUCUCGGGUCAGCUACGCACGUGACUGGAUCGACGAGCUGAUGGGCAUGACGCAGGCGCCGACGCCGGCGCCUCCGCCAACGCCAGCGCCCCCUCCGACGCCAGCGCCACCGCCGACGCCAGCUCCUCUGCACAUGUGGGCGGCCAUCACGGGACCGUGCACGCUGGACGGCGUCUGCGUUCAGAGCCCCAAUUACCCGCAGAACUACGGAACAGAUGAGGGGUGCACCUUGGAGAUCGACUUUGGGGCUGCAGCGCCGAUCGUGGUGGAGAGCUUCAGCACGGAGUCGUACUUCGACACGCUCACGGUCAAUGGGGUGUCUUACUCUGGCUCUGUCGGCCCCAGCGGGAUCACCCCGACGGCGGACAUUGUCUGGUCCUCCGACUUCAGUAUCGGGAACAGCGGCUGGAGGCUGUGCCAGGGCGUGGCGCCCACGCCAGCCCCACCGACGCCAGCGCCCCCUCCGACGCCAGCGCCCCCUCCGACGCCCGUCCCGCCGCCGACUCCGGCGCCCUUGUGCGGAGCGAAGGGUCCUGACGACACCCCGUGGGAAGCGCGCAAAGAGCGCAUCGUGGGGGGGCAGGCCGCCACGCCGUGCGAGUGGAAGUGGCAGGUCUCCCUCUCGUCCUCGUACCACUUCUGUGGCGGAACGCUCAUUGCCCCGACGUGGGUUCUGACAGCUGCCCACUGUGUGGGGGGUUCUUUCUCGAUCGUGCUGGGCAGCUACAGCAAGUCCACGACCGAUGCGACCGAGGUAGUACUGCAGGUGCAGCAAGUGCAUUCGCAUCCAUGGUAUAGCUCCUCAAGCUAUUCUUACGACUUUGCCCUGGUAGAGUUGGUCGAGGCAGCACCCUUGAAUGACUGCAUCGACGUGGCGUGCUUGCCAAGCGAGGACGUCGUUGACGGUGAGGAGUGCUUCAUCACGGGCUGGGGAACGCUCUCCUCUGGAGGGUCAUCCCCUGACGCGCUGCAGGAGGCGCAGGUGAACAUCGUGAGCAAUUCGGACUGCGGCGCUGCCUACGGCAGCGGGAUGAUCACGGAUGACAUGUUGUGCGCCCAGGGCGUCAACAGCGCAGGGCAAGUCACCGACGCCUGCCAAGGCGACAGCGGAGGGCCGCUCGUCUGCGCCUCUGGCAGUGGUGCCUACGUUCUUCACGGGGCCACGUCCUGGGGCUCCGGGUGUGCCCAGGCGCAGUACCCCGGAGUCUGGUCUCGGGUCAGCUACGCACGUGACUGGAUCGACGAGCUGAUGGGCAUGACGCAGGCGCCGACGCCGGCGCCUCCGCCAACGCCAGCGCCCCCUCCGACGCCAGCGCCACCGCCGACGCCAGCUCCUCUGCACAUGUGGGCGGCCAUCACGGGACCGUGCACGCUGGACGGCGUCUGCGUUCAGAGCCCCAAUUACCCGCAGAACUACGGAACAGAAGAGGCGUGCACCUUGGAGAUCGACUUUGGGGCUGCAGCGCCGAUCGUGGUGGAGAGCUUCAGCACGGAGUCGUACUUCGACACGCUCACGGUGAACGGGGUGGCCUACUCUGGCUCCAGUAGCCCCAGCGGGAUCACCCCGACGGCGGACAUCUUCUGGUCCUCGGACUUCAUCAUCGUUCAAAGCGGCUGGAGGCUGUGCCCAGCCGCGGCGCCCACGCCCGCGCCCCCGCCCGCGCCCUGCUCGUCGCUCGACGGAGAGUCGCCGAGCAAGGCCACCUCGUGCUUGUGCGGCGAGGCGCGUUGUGGGGUCGGCGACUACUGCCACGCGGCUGCCAGCGCGUGCGUCUCGCCGUGGAGCCUGCUGAUCGGCAGCGGCUACUGCAGGGACGACGCGUGCACCGACCCGUCGAGUUGCGCUCACCCCUGGUCCACCGUGACGUCUUGCGCCACCUUCGAAGACUGCCAGCACUCGUGCGCGGGGAGCGGAACAUGCACUGGAUUCGCGUGGACAGAGGUUCCGUCCGGCGCGUUCAGCUCCGACUGGGACGGCUGCAUUGCAGCCGGACUACCACGGUGCGUCGUCUACCAGGGCUUCGGGAUUCCGACCCGCACGACCAGCUACGCCCAGCAGUACCAGUGCUACACGCUGGGGGCCGUCAACACCCAAACGCUGACGUCGACGACAGAAGCGACCGCGACAGAGACGAGCUCGACCACUAUCUCGGAGACCACCACCCUCACUUCCACCAGCGACACUUCCACCAUGACCUACUCCAUCACCACCAUGACCUCCUCCAUCACAACGACCUCCUCUACUAUAACCUCCUCGACAGCUACGUCCACUGUCAGUCUCACAACCACCUCCUCUUCCACCUCGUCGACCAUGACGAGCACCACGACCCCGCUGUUCGUGGUGAGGAGCUCGUUGGCGUUCGAGAGCACCGGGAUUCUGUCCGACGUCGAGG